AUGUUCAAACAUAUCUUGUUCGACUCAAUCUCAGAAAUUUAUGCUGCUUAUAAUCAGAAAAUUUAUAAUAGAAUUAUACACCCUCAUACUGAUGAAUCUGCAAUAGACAUUGAUUUGAAAAAUGAAAUUCAUAUUUAAUUAUAGCAAAUGUAAUUUAUUCUCUUUUUUGUCUGUAUUAUUGCAUUAGUCGAUUGUGAAAUGAAGGUUCUCAGACCCGCUGAUUUGGUGGAUCGCUUAGGGUCUAAAAUAUAAAUUGCAUUACCUAAUUUUGGUGUGAUUCCAUUUGGACAUAGACUAAUGGGAUAUGUUGAUAUGGCUGAACCCCAAGAUGGAUGUAGUGCACUUCAAUUGGCUUAAGGAAGUCAAUUUAUUUUGAUGGAAAGAGGAAAUUGUUCAUUAGUCUCUAAAGUCAUGAAUGCCGAGAGAGCUGGGUACUCAUUAGCCAUAAUUGGCAAUGAUAAUGAACGUCCCUUAGAUUCUGAUUUGGUUAUGGAAGAUGAUGGUCAGGGAUACUUAGUGAAUAUUCCAUCAAUCAUAAUUUCAUAAAGGGAUUUUUUUAUUAUGAGGGAUUACGUUAAAAGUCUGGGAGUGGUUGAGGUUUCCGAUGAGAAGGUUUUUACCUUAGUCAAAUUUGAUGUUGAAAAAAAGUCAAGAGUAGAUGUAACAUUUAGUUUGGACGUAAGUGACAGGGAUUCAUUCAGAGUAGUUGAUGAAUUCUCUGAAUAUUAUGAUCUCUUAAAAUAGGAGGAUGUUGGUUAUAAGAUUGUUUAUUAAAUCUUGGCUGGCAACACUAUUGGCAAAGAUAUAGAAUAUUAAAUUGAUGCAGAUAAUUGCAUUUGUUCAAGAAGGUAUUGUGCAAUCGAUCCAGAUGGGAAAGGAGUAGCAUCGGGAAGAAACAUAGUGGAAGAAGUUCUUAGAUAAAGUUGCAUCUUUCAAAAUGAUGGAAAAGAAUAUUUUCUAUACAUGAAUGCAUUUAAUUUUAAAUGUACUUAUGCUCAAGCUUAUAAUUUAUGUGGAAAUAAGAUAAUAAACACUCUUAAAUUGUCUGCAGAUAAGAUUAAUAACUGCAUAGAGGAGUCUUUUAAGGAUAUUUAUGAUCAUAGUGUAACCAAGAAUUAUACGAAUGCUUAUAAUAUAAUUUUGGAGUAGCAACUACAUUAAGCUGACUUUGCUGGUAUGGUUGGCAUACCAUCAGUGGCUGUGAACUCAGUGGUUUACAAGGGGUAAUUAACAGGCAAGGGAAUUUUCGGUGAAAUUUGCAAUAGUUUUAUUACUCCUCCUUCGGUUUGCAAAUCUGAAGUGGAUAACUAUUAGCAAUUCUAGUAUGAGGGUUAGCAUUAUCUAUUUUGGGUGAUGCUGGUUGUUUCUAUUCUGAUCGCAAUUUUCAUUAUCGUGUUGUACUUCUUGUUCAAGAAGUUCGUGCUUAGAGAUAGUGUGGAGGUGACUCAGGUUUAGGUUAAUGAGAUGGUGAGUCAGUACAUUAAAUUUAAUGAGGGGAAAGGACAGCAGAAACAAAAUUCUUUUUGA
Paramecium tetraurelia is the source of this 1527-nucleotide messenger RNA. RefSeq lists its product as uncharacterized. Lineage: Eukaryota; Ciliophora; Oligohymenophorea; Peniculida; Parameciidae. The transcript is spliced from 6 exons. The record is from RefSeq and is a predicted model, not a curated record.